AUGUCUACCUUGUCCUCGCAACCGCCAAGUGAGGACUUCGAGGUGCGUAUUCGAGCGAGUGGUAUGGCUCACAAUCAUUUCGCCGGCACUGCUGCAAUGGGAAAGAUGGUUGAUCCAGACCCCCGUGGCGAUAGAGUCCAGAACCCUCGCGUCCUGGAUGCAAGUAUCUUGCCUGUAGGCAUUAAUGGUUACCUGUAA
Molecule: messenger RNA, 198 nt
Organism: Penicillium mononematosum
Lineage: Eukaryota; Fungi; Ascomycota; Eurotiomycetes; Eurotiales; Aspergillaceae
Exons: 1
Coding region: 1-198 (65 amino acids)
Molecular function (GO): oxidoreductase activity, acting on CH-OH group of donors
Source: RefSeq, a predicted model, not a curated record